Phalacrocorax carbo (great cormorant) is the source of this 1574-nucleotide messenger RNA. The record is from RefSeq and is a predicted model, not a curated record. Lineage: Eukaryota; Metazoa; Chordata; Aves; Suliformes; Phalacrocoracidae.
CAGCAGCCAUCGCUCGAGUCCUCCAAGGGCUGCGAAUAGCAGACCAGACACAAAGCUUCCUCUCUCUCCCCUCCCUGUUCCUGCCAGCCCCAAGAAGGACUCUUGCUGCAGAGAGCUCAACUGGAGCUACUUGACUUUCACAGCAGAAAAAAACCAUAGCUCACCAGGAUGCUCUCAGAGAGAAGAGUUCCUUGACUUACCUAGGGAGUUAUAACUCUCGUUUGCUUUGUUCAUGGAGCCUUACGUGUCUUUCCAUCUCCCCCUCUCCCCAAUCACUUCAAAAAUCUAACUUCCCCAGUGGUAGGGGACAGGAAAAGUAAGUUAGAUGAUCCAUGCUGCCUCACAACCCACCCUUUGGAAACAACCCACUUCUGAAUGAGAUAGCAGCUGCUUCUCAAAUAGAAAAAAGGCUCUCCCUCCUGAGCUAGCAAGGCUUUCAGUGACAUCUGAGGGUAGUCUGUGACCAGCAGGCAUGGGAAACAGCUCUCUUUGGGAUGAUCUGAACAGCACCUGCAGCAAUGCAGGCAACAGCUGCUACCUGGACAACAGUAUGAGGUUCAACUUAACCUUCCAAGAGCAGGCAGCUGAUUUCUACAUUGUCCUCCCUGUGAUUUACUCUGUGAUCUGUGCUGUUGGGCUCACAGGCAACACUGCUGUCAUCUAUGUGAUCCUCAAGGCCCCUAAGAUGAAGACUGUGACAAACAUGUUCAUCCUGAACCUUGCUAUAGCUGAUGACUUGUUCACACUUGUCUUGCCCAUUAAUAUUGCUGAACACCUCCUCCACUACUGGCCCUUUGGAGAAGUCCUUUGCAAGGUUAUCUUGUCCAUAGACCACUACAAUAUCUUCUCCAGCAUUUAUUUCCUCACAGUGAUGAGCAUAGACAGGUAUCUGGUAGUACUGGCUACAGUCAGGUCCAAGAGGAUGCCACAUCGUACAUACCGAGCAGCCAGGAUUGUCAGUUUGUGCAUCUGGAUUCUAGUCACCAUCAUAGUUCUCCCUUUCAGCAUCUUUGCCAAUGUCUACAUAGAUGACCUAGAGAUCAAGAGUUGUGGUCUCAAUUUUCCCAAGCCUGAAAGGUUUUGGUUCAAAGCCAGCAGGAUCUAUACCCUCAUUCUUGGCUUUGCCAUUCCGGUAUCCACAAUCUGCAUCCUCUACACCAUGAUGCUCUACAAGCUAAGGAACAUGCACUUGAACUCUAAUGCUAAAGCCCUGGACAAAGCCAAAAAGAAAGUCACUAUUAUGGUCUUCAUAGUCCUGGCUGUGUGUCUCUUCUGUUGGACCCCCUUCCACUUGGCCACCAUUGUGGCUUUGACCACGGACUUACCCCAGACCUCCAUGGUCAUCGGUAUAUCCUACUUCAUCACCAGCCUAAGCUAUGCCAAUUCAUGCCUGAAUCCUUUCUUAUACGCUUUCCUGGAUGACAGCUUUCGGAAAAGUUUCCGGAAGAUGCUGGAAUGCAGAACUUCUUGAACAGUGGUUGGGGCUUGCAGAUCCCUUCCCUCCCAUGGCUUUGCAGGACCACCUUUGCAGACAGAAGGGGUGGCUAAUGAACACAUAAUAUUCUUUCUUUCAU